Messenger RNA from Aspergillus fumigatus Af293, 2736 nucleotides. NCBI's taxonomy places the organism in Eukaryota, Fungi, Ascomycota, Eurotiomycetes, Eurotiales, Aspergillaceae. The record is from RefSeq and is a predicted model, not a curated record.
AUGCAGCAGAACUCGAGAGGCGCCCCCGAGCAGAGGAGCGGUAAGCGCAAGUCGAUCGGCAAGAGGAAGCUUUCUGAUCAAGAAGAGGCGGCAUUUCGGUCUCAGAAUUCGCAACAGCAUCCGCAGCAGCAACAACAGGCGACCAUCUCCGAGCUCUUAUCCAGGAACCAUACCCACAGCAAGGGUUAUCCCCCCCAAUCCCCUCCAUCGAACAAGCGUCCUCGGCUAUCAUCGCCAUCAUCGCACUCGCGGGCUCCAGUUUCGUCACAGGAGCUUCAACCGCCAGACAAGAUGUACAAUUUUUCGAAUUCGGAACAUAGAACAGGUGGAGCGUUUGCGCAGAGCUCCCCGGCCAACACGACAGUCAAACCCCAUUUCUCGAACACAUCAUCGCGUCAGAGCAAUUUUACCCCUCAUACCGGUGCAAAAAGGCUUGUGGUUAAGAAUCUCCGGACCGGUUCGCGGUUGAAUCAGGAUUCCUACUUUGACAAGGUCUGGGCACAGCUGGAUGCAGCGCUGAGCGCCGUCUUUAGCAGCGGAAAGCCCGAGAUUUCACUGGAGGAGCUCUACAAGGGAGCAGAGAAUGUGUGUCGCCAGGGAAGAGCCGUGGUGUUGACCCAACAGCUGCAGGACCGAUGCCGAGCGCACGUGUCUGGGAGUCUGCGGGACGAGUUGCUGGCAAAGGCAGCUGAUGGGAGUAAUGUGGAUACAUUGCGGGCUGUGAUUGACGCAUGGAACACUUGGAAAUCGAAGUUGCGUCGGUUUGAGUUUGUCUUUCAAAUGAUUGAUGAAGUCUUCCAGGUCACCAUCCGGUGGAUCUUCUACUACCUCGACCAAUCUUUCCUACUUCAUUCCAAAGAGUUUCCAGUUAUCCGUGAAAUGGGCUUGAUCCAGUUUCGGAAUCACAUAUUCUCCGACCCUGUAUUACAACCGAAGGUUCUACAAGGGGCUUGUGACCUAGUUGACGCAGACCGCAAUGAGGAUCAUGCUAUGAUGGCCGAUUCUUCUUUGCUCCGAAAUGCUAUUGAACUCUUCCAUGGACUUGAUGUCUACACAACAAGCUUCGAGCCUCUCCUUCUUUCCGAAUCGAAGCGAUUCUUCGUAUCGUGGGCUCAGCGAGAGUCCUCCGGUUAUCUUGCCACAUUUGUGGAGAACGGCCAUAAUCUAAUCGCGAGAGAAGUCAAACGCUGCGAGCUAUUCUCGUUGAACCGAAGCACCAAGCAGAAACUGUCUGAACUUCUCGAUCGUGUCUUGGUAGCAGAUCAAGAGUCGGUGUUGCUUAAUGAGAAGGACGUUCUUGGGUUGCUUCGGACUGGCAACAAGACUGCUCUGGAGAAGCUCUACACCCUCUUAGAGCGAAGGCAACUGGGGACGAAAUUGAAGCCAGCUUUCAAGAAUUAUAUUGUGGAAGAAGGCUCGCAGAUUGUCUUUGACGAGGAGAAGGAGGCGGAAAUGGUAGUUAGCUUGCUAGAAUUCAAGGCACAGCUGGACGACACAUGGGUUAACUCGUUCCACCGCAAUGAGGAGCUGGGUCAUGCCCUGCGCGAAGCUUUUGCAACCUUUAUGAACAAGAGCCGGAAAUCGGAAUCUACCGGCGGGACAGACAAUGUCAAGACCGGCGAGAUGAUUGCCAAGUACGUAGACAGGCUACUGAAAGGUGGAUGGAAGCUGGCAUCUGGGCGCAAUAUGGCGGACGUGCCGCUGGCCGACGAGGACGCUGAGAUUAACCGACAACUGGAUCAAGUGCUGGACCUGUUUCGAUUCGUCAACGGCAAAGCGGUGUUUGAGGCAUUCUACAAGAACGACUUGGCCCGUCGGUUAUUGAUGGGCCGAAGCGCAAGUGACGAUGCGGAGAAGAGCAUGCUAGCAAGGCUCAAGACAGAAUGCGGUUCUACGUUUACACACAAUCUCGAGUCCAUGUUCAAGGAUAUGGAUGUCGCGCGAGACGAAAUGGCUGCAUAUGCCUCGAUUCAGCGCGAACGGAGGAAACCGCUGCCGAUCGAUCUAAAUGUUAGCGUGCUCUCCGCCUCUGCAUGGCCAUCGUACCCUGAUGUGCAGGUGCGGAUUCCACCGGUCGUUGCCGAAGCAAUUGAUGACUUUGAGAAGUUUUACUACAACAAGUACAACGGGCGGAAACUCAGCUGGAAGCAUCAGUUGGCGCACUGCCAGCUGCGAGCCAACUUUUCGCACGGACAGAAGGAGCUGGUGGUUAGCUCAUUUCAAGCGAUCGUACUACUGCUGUUCAACGACGUUCCCGAGGGCGGAAGCCUGAGCUAUGCUCAGCUUCAGGAAGGGACGAAACUUUCCGACCAGGAGCUCCAACGCACCCUCCAGUCGCUUGCAUGCGCCAAGUAUCGGGUCCUCACCAAGAAGCCCAAGGGACGAGACGUCAACCCUACGGAUGAAUUCUCGUUCAAUGCGAGCUUUACGGACCCGAAGUUCCGGAUCAAGAUCAAUCAGAUUCAACUGAAGGAGACGAAGGAGGAAAACAAGAAGACGCACGAGCGGGUGGCGGCCGACCGACAUCUGGAGACUCAGGCGGCCAUCGUGCGAAUCAUGAAGAGCCGCAAGCAGAUCUCGCACGCUGAACUGGUUGCAGAGGUGAUCAAGGCGACUCGGAGCCGAGGAGUGUUGGAUGUCGCGGAGAUUAAAAACAAUAUCGAAAAACUGAUCGAGAAGGAUUACAUGGAGCGAGACACGGAGACCAGUCCCAAUAUGUACAAAUAUGUCGCAUAA